Molecule: messenger RNA, 1548 nt
Organism: Lachnellula hyalina
Lineage: Eukaryota; Fungi; Ascomycota; Leotiomycetes; Helotiales; Lachnaceae
Exons: 3
Coding region: 1-1548 (515 amino acids)
Source: RefSeq, a predicted model, not a curated record
AUGUCUGAAGUCACCAAGGUCGAGGAGCCGGUCGUUGCUCCCACAACUGAAACCACCGCAACAGAAGCGCCUAUUGUUGAGCCUGUCGCAGAGACCGUUGAGCCUACUACUGAGACUGAGGCUGUCACUGAGCCAGUCACUGAGCCAGCAGCGGAGGAGGCAGCUGUCAAGGAGGAAGUGAAACCUGUCGAGGAGGGAACUCUUGGCUACAAGGGACCCGGUUUACUCAAGGGUCUUAUUUUCCAAAAGAAGUUCUUCUGGUUCGGCUCCGAGCCUGUUGAGACCAAGAGCCUUUCCAGCUACCUGCGCGGAGAGAAGGAGGCUGCGGCUGCAAACCACAAUGCUGCCUGGGCCUCGCACACCGGAAAGGGUCUCUUGUUCUUCAGCAAGAAGGUCACCGACAAGGCAGCCCCUGCUGGUCUUUUCAACUUGUCCGAUGUCACCGAUCUCACCGAGGAGGGAACCACCGACUUUCACUUCACAUCCGGUGGCCACAAGCACACUUUCCAGGCUGCCACUCUCGCUGAGAGAGACAACUGGGUUUCCGUGUUGAAGACAAAGAUUGAGGAGGCCAAGGCCUUGGGCGAGACUGUCAAGGACAGCGAGGAGUACAAGAAGAGCCACAGCGCUUUGACCAAGCCAGUUGUCGCUGCCACAACUCCCAAGAAGGAGGCCAAGGAAGAAAAGGCUGAAGCCAAGGAGGAGAAGAAGGAAGAGAAAAAGGAGAUAAAGGAAGAGAAGAAAGAGGAGAAGAAAGAAGAGAAGUCCCGCAAGAGCCGUAGCGCAUCCCGCAAGCGUACAUCCAUCUUCGGUGGCAUCAACUUUGGUGGCAAGAAGGAAGACAAGGUUGAGGAGACCACGGAGACGCCAAUUGUUGCCGCUGCCACUGAGGAGCCAGCUGUUGCUGAGGCUACCCCUGAGGUCGUUGAGCCUGCCGCAGAGCCAACUGAGCCUGUCGCUGCCACCGAGGAGACUGUCCCAGCCACUGAGGCCGUCAAGCCAGCCCCAAGCAAGCGUAACAGCAUCUUCGGACAACUCCAAUCUCGUUUCUCUUCCAAGGGAGAGAAGAAGGAGGCUGAGGCCCCAGCUGUUCCAGCCAAGGAUGCUGAGGCAACCGAGCCAGUGAGCGAGACUGCCCCAGUCAUCCCCGCUGUCGAGUCCACUGAGCCACUCGCCACCUCCGUCGAGAGCCCAGCUACUGUCCCAACCGAGACAACCACUCUCCCCACCAACGGCGAGACCAAGACUGAGGUCCCAACCACCAAGAGCGACAAGCGCAAGAGCUCUCUACCAUGGAUGACCAAGAAGGAGAAGCCAACCAGUGAUGAGGAGGGCGAGAAGCCCAAGUCCCCCUUCGCCAAGUUGAGGGCUACCGUCAAGGGCAAGUCUUCCCCCAAGACUGAGAAGGUUGAGAAGACCCCCGAGACAAAGGCUGAGGAGCCUGAGACCACCCCAGAGGUCGCCGAGCCAGCGACUGAGGAGCCCGUUGUCAGUGAGCCAGUCUCAGCUGCCCCUGUCUCCACCACUCAGGUGACUGCAUCCGCCUAG